This is a messenger RNA of Trichobilharzia regenti, 390 nucleotides long. NCBI's taxonomy places the organism in Eukaryota, Metazoa, Platyhelminthes, Trematoda, Strigeidida, Schistosomatidae. The record is from the annotation of a GenBank genome assembly.
AUGGCAGACGCAGAAACACAUAAUGCUGCUGAAAAACAGUCACAAUCUAACAAGUCGUUUAAAAAGAGGUCUCAACAACACUUAUUUCCAACUUUGGAUUUGUGUCCAAGGGAGAAACAGUCCUAUCUUAAUAGCAUUGCACGCAUUAACAGAGGAAGAAUAAUAAGAGAAACAAAAAAAGAACAAGUGAAUAGAAGCUUGCCUGUACCAUCAAAGAGAGUCAAGUUCAAAGCAGUUCUGCCUAAAAACACAGUCAAUAUUCCCACUUCUCCGAAUUAUUCAACCUGCUGCAACUCAAAGCAUAAUGGCCGGUUUCCUAGCACCGCUCAGCACAGGCUUUAUUUACUGAAAAACCUCAAAAUUAGGGCAACAAUUCGUGGGCACAAAUGA